This is a messenger RNA of Elgaria multicarinata webbii, 7266 nucleotides long. RefSeq names its product zinc finger protein 507 (gene ZNF507). The coding region runs from base 35 to 2965 and encodes 976 amino acids. The record is from RefSeq and is a predicted model, not a curated record. Gene Ontology annotation, cellular component: nucleus. Gene Ontology annotation, biological process: positive regulation of transcription by RNA polymerase II. Lineage: Eukaryota; Metazoa; Chordata; Lepidosauria; Squamata; Anguidae. The transcript is spliced from 7 exons.
GAGGAGGAAAAAGGAAUCCCUUUGGGAAGAUAGUAUGGAAGAAGGCAGCGACAUUACAGCACUCGUCUCAAACAUUGGGGAACAGGAGGCUGUGCUGAUCUCUGAAGCCAUCGUAAGCCCAACUUCAGAAAGUGUUGAAGACCAGAGGAAGUGCAACCCUGAUCCACUAAUCCAAGUCAUCCAAAAGCUAAGCAAGAUCGUUGAGAGUGAAAAAUCACAGAAAUGUCUUUUAGUAGGGAAAAAACGCUUGUAUCCCGACAUGCUGUCACUUGAGUCACAAAACCUCCCAGAGAUACCAGCUAAACUCAUUGAACUACCUGCUCUGGCCACCAUAAAUGUAGAAGAUUAUUAUGUGGCAGAUUGUUCUCCACAGAGUAGAAGGAAGGUGGUUUGCUAUCAGUGUAGUCUCUGUAAAACUCUGUCUCCCACUCUUCCUCUCCUAAAAGAACACAUAAAACAACACGGUCAGCAGAAUGAGGUAAUACUUAUGUGUUCAGUAUGCAAUUUUGCCACUAGAAGCCUAGAAGAAUUUGAAGCUCAUGUCAGGCAUCAUCCAGAGGACGGCGACAAAACCCACCCUCUGCCAAAGGAGCAGCAGUGUGUAAGUCUUUCUAAUACCACUUCGCAUGGGCCAACGGAAAGUUUCGUCAAAGUAGGCACUGAUCAGGUGGCCCAGCUUCAGUCUCCCCAUGUGACUGAGAAGACGGGGCGAAAAUGGUAUACUUACGAGCAGUACGGAAUGUACCGAUGCUUAAUUUGUAGCUACACGUGUGGUCAGCAAAGAAUGUUGAAAACACACGCCUGGAAGCAUGCAGGUGAAGUCGAUUGCUCGUAUCCCAUAUUUGAGGAGGAAAACGAGCAAGCUACACUGCCAGACUCUUCUGCUGCAGGUGUUCCUCGCAAUGUGGACACUGUUGUCCUUUCAUUAGAAAAUCACGAACUGGGUGUCUGUAGCGACCAGGCCGUUCAACUCCAUAUUUGUAGUCCCGAGCCAUUGACUUAUAAAACUUUGCCAGCGGAAGAGCCUAUAAAAGAGGAGGCCGUCCUCAGUCAGUCAGCUACGCUUUCACCCCCUGGCAAAACGUUAGAGGAGGCUAUGUCUGAUACAGAGGUGGAACAAGAGCAUUUGAUAACCGAUAGCUUGCUUUCUUCGGCCCAGAAAAUAAUUAACUGCAGCCCAAAUAAAAAAGGCCACGUUAAUGUUAUAGUGGAACGUAUGCCGAGUGCUGAAGAGCCUGUCUUGCAGAAGCCUUUCUCGAUGGACCCUGACAUUGAGGCUGAAAAAAGCAAAAACUCUGAACCGACUCACGUCGUGCGUGAUGGAUCAGGGGACGUUUAUCACAUGGAUAAAAAUUCUGUUGAGCUUGAAGAAGUAAUUAUUGGAUGGAGCAGCACAGAGAAGAAAGAUAGUGACUUAAAUCCUGGCAGAGUCAAAGCAGCCGAUGAAAAUGCCCCUCCCACAAGAAGAAGAACCAAUUCCGAGUCCUUGAGACUGCACUCGCUAGCCGCUGAAGCUCUGGUGACGAUGCCAAUCAGAGCUGCAGAGCUAGCCCGGUCAAGCCUCAGAGCCUUUGCUGAGGUCAACUCUUUAGGUUCAGACAUGGGACAACGGCAAACUGACGGUGGCUAUGUAGCCCAUUCUAAAUUGGUAACCUCCCUUAAAACCGAGGAACUGACAAGCCUCAACCAAACCGACCAUGCUUUCAUGGAGAUACAGAAGGAUAAACCAGAGCUAACGGAAGGUCCCAUGAAAAUGGGCAUUAGCAUGUCACUGCUCACCGUAAUUGAAAAACUGAAAGAGCGGACAGACCAGAAUGCCUCCGACGACGACAUUCUGAAGGAGUUGCAAGACAAUGUGCAAUGCCAACCUGCGACGGAGGCCAACGUGCUGGGGAGUAACCUGGUGGAAUAUAUCCCCAAUGUGGAUCGCCCCUUCCGGUGUCGCUUGUGCCACUACAGCAGUGGCAACAAGGGGUACAUCAAGCAACACUUGCGGGUACAUCGCCAGAGGCAGCCCUAUCAGUGUCCGAUCUGCGAGCAUAUAGCGGACAACAGUAAGGAUUUAGAAAGCCAUAUGAUCAACCACUGCAAAUCCCGAAUGUACCAGUGCAAACAGUGCGAAGAAUCCUUUCAUUACAAGAGUCAGCUGCGAAGCCACGAGAGAGAGCAGCACAGCCUUCCAGAUAUAUACUCAACAUCCUCAUCUGACAGUCUAAUAACUUGUAGUGAAGUGGAUGAAAGUGUUGGGGAUAGGAUUUCAGUCCAGAAACUCUACAGAUGCGACAUUUGUGAUUACACAAGCACAACAUAUGUUGGUGUGAGGAAUCACAGGCGGAUUCACAACUCUGAUAAGCCCUAUAGAUGUCGAGUGUGUGACUUCACCACAACCAGUAUGAAUAGUCUGAAAUGUCAUAUGAGGCAACACCCACAGGAGCACCAGGCAGUGCAGCUAAUGGAGCAGUUCAAAUGUUCCCUUUGUGGAUAUGUGUGUAGCCAUCCUCCUUCCCUGAAGUCUCAUAUGUGGAAACAUGCAAGUGACCAAAAUUACAACUAUGAACAAGUGAACAAAGCUAUUAAUGAUGCAAUUUCACAAAACGGGAGGUUUCCAGGCCAAUUGCCUGGGAAGAUGAUAACUGAAACCUCUGAAGACAGUUCGGUUCCUUUGACAAGUAACUCAGAGGGCUUGAUGUUUUUGGACUCCUCUAACCAGACGGCUAACAAAACCAUGAGUUCUGAUGAAAAUCAGAACCCUGCUUCUACAAUGAAUACCUCAUGCAGUUCAGACAAAACCACUAGCCUUUCCCACCUUGGCACGGAAUACUGUGUUCUGCUCUUCUGCUGUUGCAUCUGUGGGUUUGAGUCGACCAACAAAGAGAAUUUGUUGGAUCACAUGAAGGAACAUGAAGGUGAAAUUAUAAACAUAAUUCUAAACAAGGACCACGCCACCGCUCAGAGUGUAAACUAGAUGAAAUUGCCUCUUUAAAAGAUUCCUUAAAGUGCUGUUUUCCUGUGCUCUCUAACAUUACCUGAAAUAUUUGCUAAAGAGAAAAACUUGAGUAAAAAUAAUAAUAAUAGCAAUGUUCCUAAAUUUUGAAGUCUUUACAUCAACAAGAAAAUGGAUUAUUUCAGGAGCUCUUGAAGCAACUGAACAGGAAAAACUCUGUUUACAGUAAAGGGCCAUUGAGAAUGUUAUCCCUUGCCGACAGAGCCAUUUUCAAUGCCUAUUCCUAAUCCAAAGCAUAGUAGCAUAAUAGGAAAUUCACACUAAGGUGUUAACUUAAGUGGUUUAACCUUCCUGCCUUGAAACUAUAUAAAGGGUGUCAAAUUCAUUUCAGGUAAAUUAAAAAAAAAUGACAUGACUGACUAUAAGAUUAUGAAGCAGCAGUUUCCAGAGAGAGGAACACUGAGUAACUUCUUAGGCCUUAUAGUUCCUCUCUUAAUUGCUUCUUUUUUUAGAAAAGGUAACAGUUGUUGGCUGUGCCUGCUCAUACAGACGGCAUAACAAGUUGGUAUCUUGCUAAUUAUUUUGCUGGCUAGAUUUUCUCAGUAUGAGAUGCUACAAUAAGUUAUUCGGAAUUUAUGUCUAAACGUUUCUUGUUGGACCUGAAGAGUUCACUGAAACUUCUUAAUACCUAUAUAUGUAAGCAGGCAUUUAACUAGGUGGUGUUUCAUUUCAGCAUGCUUGAGGUGCCAUAAUUUGGAAGAGCAGAUGGGGGAGGGAGGUACUAAUGGUCAUACGAAAACUUUGAUCCAAACUUUGAAACAAAGCAAAUAAAGGUUUAUCUCUUUCAUCAAGUAACAUUUUAACAUUUCAAAAUGCAGUUACUUGGGUCUACUGGAAUGGGGUGGGGGUGGGGGAAUGAAAAGUCAAUGGGUUGGAUAAAGAAUUUGCUUCCUGUAGAUGGAAGGAGUUCCGUCAACAGAAGGCUGCUCAUCCAGUGAAGGAACCACACUGGUGGAAUGAAGAAGAAAGCAAUUUUAAUCAAUUCCCCCCUCCCUCUGCAGCGCGUAUGGCCUUUGAAAGUCUGCUUUGGAGGGUGAGGGGACCCUUUGGAACAGUGGGGAGGAAGGCACUGGGGGCUGCCGAGGGGAAGGAAAUUGAUUUUAAAAAAACAUUUCCACCGGUGGGAGCAUUCUGAGAAAAAUUCCACGGCUACUGCCAACAAAAGAGAACUUUGUAUCCAACCCAUUGGAAAAUAAGCUAAUUUUGUUGCAACCUUAUAAAUUAGCCACUAAAAAUCUUUCAUUUACUUAGCGUACUUGUUCCCAAAAAAGAGCUCCUUCACACCUUGCUAAAUAAAUGUCUUGAGCUUCUUUCUUUGACUACAAUCCUGAGCACAAUUUGACUAUUUUAACUCCCAUUGACUUCAGUGGGAGUUAAGCAGAAUUGUAGCCAAUUGACAUUAUUUUCAUCAUCAUAUUAGUGCCAUGCUUCAUUUGAGUGGAACCUUUUCUCCCGGUCACUGCAUUUCCAUUUACUCCACUCACCAAACAUAUUGUAUACAAAUUUCAAUUAUAUUUCAAGAGCUGCAGAACAUAUUUCUUGUGUAUUUAUUAUCUAUUUAUAAUUAUAUUUUAGCAGAAAUAAGCUAGAAGCUCACAUGGUGCUAAUUGAGUUUGGGAGGGGGUGUUCCUACCAUUUCUGAACUGUGAAGUUGGGCAAAUGGAAAGUUUUUGUAUAUGUUUUUCCAGUUUUAAAUGCUGAAUGCAGAAAUACAAGGCAUUUUGUAAGACUACCCAAUCUAAUCUUGAAUAUUUAGUCUUAUUACUUGCUUCUAAAUUAUAUGCAUCAGUACAUAAAAAUAGUGACAGGGUUGUCAUAUAACCUAUCAUUUACAAGAAUAUUUCAUAUAUAUGAAAAAUGGGAGUUAAAAUGUGGAUGCUUUUGUGUUCUUGAAGAAUAGAACAUCUAGGGGGAUAUUGAGAGGGGAUGUUUCGUAUUCAGGCUAAUAUAUUUAAUUUUUUUGCUAUGAAUUCUUAAGAUUGAUUAGAAUCACAAAACCUGAUAAAGUACAUCUGGCUACUACUAUUACUUUUUGUACUCUGCUCGCAUAUUGGCAUUGUAUUUUCAGCAUGGACUUCCAAUGUGCUCAGAAAUAGGAAAUCAUCGGGCAACUAUUUAACAUCUCAACUAGGAGCAGAAUGGAGACUAAACAACCAAAACCGACACUGAAACAUUCUUGAGACUGGCGAAAAGUAGGUGGCACCAAAACAGUAGUGUGGCCAUUAAAAAAAAUAAAUCCUCAUUUGUCCAGAUUUUUUUGAUUGCAAGAUCAGCAAGAUGUAGAAAAUCCAUAAAACAAAAACCUUUCUCUUAUCUGAGGUUAUACAAAGUGUAUUAACAUUCCACCUCCUAUCUUUAUACCAUCUAUUUACUGCAAUUAGUUUAAAUCCUGUUAAAAAUGAUCAAAGUAAUAGAUUCAUUUUUAAUUAGUUUCAAAACUAUAGUGGUAGGGUUUUUUUGCCAUGAACAUUUUUUUUUAAAAAAAAUAAUCAUAAUGGAUCAUGCCUCUUCACUACACUACAAGAAAAUUGUGAAAAUAUGAACUUAUAAAAUAGGUUCUUAUUGAAGUUAAGUAUUAAUUUUUAGGCAUCUAAAUUGGUUUUUUUUAAAAAAUAACACCAUAUGUGAGAAACAACUGAAAUGAAUUUUGUACGCGCAAUGUUUCAUUAACUCUUACUGUUAAACAGUAAGUGGGUUUUUUUAAAAAAUUGACUUUUAUCUUCAAUGCUUAGUUUAAUAUUACCUUCAUUUGCACAGGAUCUGAGUAUACUUCUUACUGACAUGUACAUUUUAGUGUCCACAUGUUGCCUCAGAUGUACACACUUGACAUGUAGAAGCCUGAAACUAGUUUAUUGAUCAUGUUUCCUGCCUUGGAAAGUGUUGAGGUGGUAUAUGUGGGUGCAGGGAUUUCCGUGUUUUUGUUGUUGUUUAAGAGCACUUUUCAGAUAUAUGGCAUGUCUUCCCUUUCAAUUUUAGGAUAUAAGUUUUAAAAAAUGCUUGGACUUCUAACUAUAGUGUUCUUAUUUUUAUUAUUAUUAUUAUUCAUUUUAUUUAUAUAGGAGCAAAUUCAGUGCUCUGAGUUAUAAUUUCAGCCUUUGCCCCAAGUUCUUAUGGUUCCAUUAUGGACAAAGUUUCCGUUUAUAUUUCUGGCUGCAAAACUUACAAAUAGUUGUUUGGGAGUAAAUUUCAUUUAAAUCAACUGAAAUUAUUUCCAAACUAAUGGGGUACAGAUUGUAUCCUUAAACAGUAGAGCUUAUCCAUUUGUGCUCAGUGAGAGAAAUUAUUCUAAUGGAUCUGCAUGCUGCAAUUCUUUGGGCUGGCCAAAUGUGAUACAGGCUAGGCGGUGUGUGUGUGUAAGGGUAGUGGAACCACGCUCGCAUAGCCUGCUUUCAGACCCAUUGGACAUCUACACAUUACAAGCAGUAUUUACAUAGGGCCUGUAAGCACAAGAUCCAGUGCAUGUGGGUCUGAACUAUAUGCUUGUUCUAGGAAAUGUUAACCAGUGUAGUGGUUUGGACCUUUAUGUGUCUAGACUGUGCAUUCAUUGGAUCCAACGCAUGAAGUUCUCAGUGGGUUGUAAGACAGCCCCACCUGGUAUGUGCAAUGAGCUGAUGUGAUCCACUCUCUUCUCCCUGCCCCAGCAGGUUAAACCACUCCCUGCCUGAACCCUUUAAAUUCAAUGUAAGUAACUUACUUGGAAACAUACUAUUAAAAUCAAUGGGACUUGCUUCCAAUUCACUGACAGAGGCUGUCUUCCUUGCAGCUCUAUACACUGUCCUUCGUUUGAAAGACAGAGUGGGAUUCAGCCAGUUACUGCAUUUUAAAGCACUUAUUUAAUCAUUAAAAUAAAAAAUGUACAGUUGGUGCUCAAAGCAAUGUUAAAAUAUAUUUAAUAGAAUUUUGCAUUUGAUAUUCAUGGGCAUGGGUACAUAUAUUUUUUUAAGAAAAGGAAUUGUAAUACUGUGGCACUGAUUUUUAUAGCCAAAGUAUAAAACUUUUAGAAAACUGACAUGUAAAAAAACUGCAGAUAUCUUACUGAUAGGAUGGCUUAUUUUAUAAGAUCUUUCCCGCACAUUAAGCUGCAUGCCUUAAGUUCUCUCUAGGAUUGUCUUGUUUGAAAACUAUGGAAGCGAACUUUGUAGUACUACUUUGACUACCUUCUGUAAUACUGUACAUUGUUAGAAUAAUUUAUUUUGCUUUACAGAAGUUUUGUCAUGUAUUGACUAAUUGUAUUUUGGUAAUAAACUCCUAUGUUGAACACA